AUGGAGUUGAGUUAUAGAUCGUAUCAAAAGGUGUUGAAUAUUUCAUUGAAACCAAAAACAACUCACGCCUGUUCCAAAAAGGCUACCGCUGCCGCAACCACAAAAAAAAUCGCCAAACCAAAGCGUGACGAAACUCAAAUCAAACGCAGAACUAAAACUGGUUGUUUGACUUGUCGAAAGAGAAAGAAGAAAUGUGAUGAAGAUAAAGUGAAUGGCAAAUGUCAAGCCUGUACCAGAAACUUCUUGGAUUGUUGUUGGCCAGACCCAAACACUAUUAAGACCAAAAAUACCAAACCACAACAACAAGCACAACAAUCUACAGAAGUGAAACCACAAAUAAGUCCAGUAGUAAGGCCCAAAAAAUGUGAUAUCAACUAUUUACUACACUCUCAACCUGAACCUUCAACUCCAGUGGCUACAGUUGUUGCUACUCAACCUAAAGUGCAUAUACCAUACCCAAGUCCCACAUUAUCUCCUGUAUUUACUGAAAGCAAGCCUAAUAGCGAGGUUAGUUCAUUUGCUUUGCCUCCAAUCUAUAGUCCAAACUACAAACUUCAAACUAAAGACAGUAAUGUGAGGUCAGUAUAG
Molecule: messenger RNA, 588 nt
Organism: Candida albicans SC5314
Lineage: Eukaryota; Fungi; Ascomycota; Pichiomycetes; Serinales; Debaryomycetaceae
Gene: ZCF3
Product: Zcf3p
Exons: 1
Coding region: 1-588 (195 amino acids)
Biological process (GO): positive regulation of transcription by RNA polymerase II
Cellular component (GO): nucleus
Molecular function (GO): zinc ion binding; transcription cis-regulatory region binding; DNA-binding transcription factor activity, RNA polymerase II-specific
Source: RefSeq, a predicted model, not a curated record